AAAAUCCUUUUCGGCGCCGCGCAUGCUCACUAUAUCAUCCACCUUUAAACAUGUCAACAAACACAAACCUCACCUCGUGCUCAAGUUGAGUUCUCUCACGUCUCCGGUAUGAUCGUGUAUGUCCGCUUUAAUGCCAGUCAUCCGGUGGAGGUGGAAGUGGAAGAGGGAACAAGUGUAUCAGAGCUGAAGGAGACGGUGGGCCGGCUGCAGGGCGUUCAGCCUGAUCAACUACGGGUCAUUUUUGCUGGGAGAGAGCUCUGUAGCGAUUCCACCCUAAAGGCUUAUGAUCUGCCAGAACAGAGCACGGUACAUGUGGUGCUGCCUCCAGCUGGUUCAGCACGCCGCUCUGAGCUGGUUUUGCAGCGCAGGCUGAGCAGAGGAGUAGACAGUCUGACCCGACUGGACCUCAGCGCCUCACGAUUGCCUACCACCUCCACUGGUCUCGCUGUCAUCCUGGAGAAUGAGGACUCACACACACAAACAGAACCCAAACCCCACAGCACUUUCUAUGUGUUCUGUAAGACGGUGUGCAAGUCUAUUCAGCCAGGAAAACUCCGCGUGCGUUGCCGAACCUGCAAGCAAGGAACCCUCACACUCAGCCGGGGACCCUCAUGUUGGGAUGACGUGCUUCUCCCAGAUAGGAUUCAUGGUGUGUGCCAGUCGGAGGACUGCGAUGGCCGAGUGGCGGAGUUUUAUUGGAAGUGCGCUGCCCAUCCCACUUGUGAUGAUGACACAUCGGUGGCACUGGACUUGAUCAUGACCAAUGUGCGCCAUGUCCCCUGCAUUGCCUGCACUGAUGUUGUGAGUCCCGUUCUUGUGGCUCAGUGUACCGAGCGUCAUGUGAUCUGCCUGGAUUGUUUCCACAUGUACUGUAUAACCCGUCUGAACGAACGACAGUUCAUCCAUGACCCUGUGGUGGGCUACUCACUCCCCUGUGCUGCUGGAUGCUCUGACUCUCUCAUUAAAGAGUUGCAUCAUUUCCGGGUGCUGGGAGAUGAGCAGUAUGAACGGUACCAGCGCUAUGCGGCGGAGGAGUGUUUGCUGCAGAUGGGGGGAGUUCUUUGCCCUGCUCCAGGCUGCGGGGCGGGUCUCUCCCUCGAGGAUGAACGCAGGAGGGUGCAGUGCGAACUGAAAGAUGGCCUCGGAUGCGGGGGUUAUGUGGUAGAUGAAGAAGAUGCCCUGCGGGCCCGCUGGGAACAAGCUUCUCAGGAUAUUAUAAAAGAGACAACACGGCCCUGUCCCAAAUGCAGAGUCCCUGUGGAGAAGAACGGUGGCUGCAUGCACAUGGUGUGUCCUCGUGCACAGUGCAAGUUCGAGUGGUGCUGGCUGUGCCGUGUGGAGUGGAAUAGAGAGUGUAUGGGCAACCACUGGUUUGGAUGAGCUGCAUAUUCUUAAAACUUGCACAUACUCAGGGAAGCGUGUCUGUAGGAAAAUAUUUGCACAGUAGUCCACCAGCUGCAAUAUUCACAGAAAACCAGUGUAGAAUCAGUAUGAGCGUUAUGACAUGCAAAUGUGAAUACCAUCCAGGAACUUAACACGUGUGUAUGUAAAUAGAAGCCUGAUUGUCCGUCAUAUUUGGUUUGACAGUGUGAUGCAGACUGUAUCCUAUUAAAUCUUAUUAAAAUCUUUAAAUGAAAGUCCUAGAGUCACUAUUCAGUUAUCUGCUGAAUUUGUAAUGGUGAUAUUCUUAUGUAUGUUGCUUUUUAUGUAUCUUGUCAAAUGCAGUCAGCAUACAUGUCUCUUUCUCUCUCUUCACUCCUUCACUAUCUCUUGUUCCAGCUCCUGAUAAUAACCACAUUGCCAAAAUCAGGACCUUAUUGUUCAAAUUUGGCCUUCAACUAGCUGUUCAAACUGUCAGCAUACGACAGUAGAUAUAAAAAGUCUACACACCCCUUAUAAGAUGGCAAGUUUUUGUGACGGGGGGGCAAAAAACAAACACGAAGCCAAGAUAAAUCAUGUCAGAACUUUUCCCACCCUCAAUGUGAAAUUACAACUUAUAAAAAAAUCAUUUUAGGGAAAAAUAGGGAGGGAAAUGACAAUAACCUGGUUGCAUAAGUGUGCACACCCUUUUAUAAUUGGGUGUGUCACAUUCAAUCUCAUGUUCAAAAGUAUUGAUAAUGAGUCUUUAUUGAUCACAUAUACAUUACAGCACAGUGAAAUUCUUUUCAUGUCAGGAAGCUGGGGUCUGAGCGCAGGGUCAGCCAUGAUACAGCGGCCCUGGAGCAGAGAGGGUUAAGGGCCUUCCUCAAGGGCCCAACAGUGGCAGCUUGGCAGUGCUGGGGCUUGAACCCCCGACUUUCCGAUCAGUAACCCAGAGCCUUAACCACCAAGCCAUCACUGAAAUUAUUUUUGAUUAAUCCCAAAUAAUGAUCAGCUGUUUCUGUAGGAUUUUCUCGACAUCAUCCUGGUUUCAUCUGACUUCUGAAGCCAUGGUCUGCAAAGAGCUUACAAAGCAUGCACGGGGUCUCUCUGUUGAAAGGAAUGCCCUCACAAUUUGAUAGAUCUAGAAUAUUUUCACAAGAAAGAGUGGGAAAAAAUUGCCAAGUCAAGAUGUGCCACACUGGUAGACUCUUACCCAAAAAGACAGUGCUAUAAUAAAAUCAAAGGGUUCUUCAAAAAAGUAUUAGUAUAGGGGUGUGCACACUUAUGCAACAAGGUUAUUGUGUGUGUUUUUUUUUUUUAUUCCCCCCUC
Messenger RNA from Ictalurus furcatus (blue catfish), 2692 nucleotides. It is a transcript of the gene prkn, whose product is annotated as parkin RBR E3 ubiquitin protein ligase. Gene Ontology annotation, molecular function: ubiquitin conjugating enzyme binding; zinc ion binding; ubiquitin protein ligase activity. The record is from RefSeq and is a predicted model, not a curated record. The coding region runs from base 109 to 1380 and encodes 423 amino acids. The transcript has 11 exons. Lineage: Eukaryota; Metazoa; Chordata; Actinopteri; Siluriformes; Ictaluridae. Gene Ontology annotation, biological process: regulation of mitochondrion organization; negative regulation of protein phosphorylation; autophagy of mitochondrion. Gene Ontology annotation, cellular component: mitochondrion; cytosol; cytoplasm.